Molecule: messenger RNA, 2882 nt
Organism: Amyelois transitella
Lineage: Eukaryota; Metazoa; Arthropoda; Insecta; Lepidoptera; Pyralidae
Product: nose resistant to fluoxetine protein 6
Exons: 13
Coding region: 862-2847 (661 amino acids)
Molecular function (GO): acyltransferase activity, transferring groups other than amino-acyl groups
Source: RefSeq, a predicted model, not a curated record
AACAGAGACGCGGGCCGCGAACUUGUGAAAUAAGCAGUAGAAUAACAGUUUUAUUUUCACUUUUCAAUUGUCAGUUUCCAAAAAAAAAGUGACAACGUUUCAUGAUUAUUUACAAGUAGGAAACAUUGUAACUUACUUAACAUAUAUCAAAAAACACGGCGUCUUAUGUUCUUCAUAUGCGUUAAGAGGGUAUACCGGUAUAGUCGAGACGUAAACAGCAACGGUAAUCGAAUGGUUUAUUUAUUUAUUCUUUACUAGCUAUUGCCCGCGACGUCGUCCGUGUAAAUUUCGAAUUUUUACGCGUAAACUUAUUUGCAGGCAAACUCAUGCCAGUUCAUUCAAAUGACGAUUACUUUUUUUUUGUGAACCGAUUUUGAUGAAACAAACAUUAAAUGUUUUUUCAUUUAAAACAAAGCAAUUGCUUAAAGUUUGAAGUAAAUCGGUUCAGUACUUUCGGAGAUAAUCGUGAUAAUACAUAUAGACAGACGACAAGAAAUUAAAAAAAUAUAUUUUUGCCUUCUAUUAUUCAUUCUAAGUGUCCCUCUAUCCAUUUCAGUCAAAAAUACUAAAUGUACAGACAAAAUAUUCUUACUGUUUUAUUAUAUGUAUAGAUUGCAAAAAUUACAAUUUGUAAAGUACAAAAGAUGGACUUAAUGCUAAUAGCAUUAUCAUAUUUUUUAUUAUAUGAUUGAUGCUUACGAAUCAAAAAAGAAAUCGUUUUGAGUCUCGGCUGCUAGAUUUGUAUACAGAUGUCACAAGACUUACGCAUAACGUACAUAUAUUUGGCAUGUCCUCUUAAUACAUGUUUGGGUAUAGUAAGUUUUAAAAAGCAGGUAGUCAUUGUUUCACUAGACAUUGACGAUGUUGUUGAAAAUUUUCCUAUUUAUUCUCCUCAAACAGUGCGUGGCUAUAGAUUUGACUGAUGAGGAACACGACAGGCUUCCCCAACUCUUCUCUUUGGAUAACUACGACCGUUGUCUCCGGCACAAUGGCACGUACUGCAUGCUCAGACUCGACCUCUUCGCCGAGGAGGGCAAUGAACUCAUGCAUCUCAUACGGAAUUACUCCCAAAAUCAUCACGUCAAGCAUUUGAAUUAUACUUAUUUGGAAAGAGGCGUCUGCGUCUCCACGACCUGCAAAGAGUUCAUUGGAGAUUCGGACCUGAACGACCCCACUCAUCUGCACCAGGUAUUGCAAAGCUGUGGUAAUCACAGCGUAUGGAGAGAGUACGGGUUAUACGCCAACGUUGCAGUUGUUAAUUGUGACAAGAAAUCGGAGACAUCUAACAUCGAUGCGUAUGAUUGGGCUGUUCUUUUGGUACUUAUUGCAAUAUUAGUUUUGAAUAUUAUUGCGACGUGCUACGACUUGUUGGUUGAAGACGAUGAGAGGACGCGAUUUGGGAAAGGUAAAAAAAUGUUGAUGUGUUUCUCUAUGAUCGGCAACUUCAGAUACCUGGUGUCCAAACCUGCAGACGAUCCGAAACUAAAUUCUUUAAAAGGAAUUAACGCGUUAAGGAAUAGCGGGUCAAUCCCAGUGAUAAUAGGUCAUGCAACAUUGGUUCUGCUUGGUGGUUUUAUUGAUAAUCCACAUGACGUGGAAAAGGCCUUCAAAUCCGUAUACUAUGAGAUAACAUUCAACGGGACUUAUGUCGUACAAAUCUUCUUCGUCAUAGCCAGCUUCCUUCUCGUCUACAACCUGGAGAUCUCCUCGGAAACCCACAGGAUCACGUGGGGCACCAUACCGAAGAUAUUGCUGUUCAGGUUUUGGAGGUUGACGCCUCCGCUAGCUAUCCUGAUGGCGUUCUCGGCCACGUGGCUACGGCACCUGGGCUCAGGCCCGCUGUGGGGUCGCAAUGUGGUCAGCGUGGUCCAGCAAUGUCGCAAGUACUGGUGGACUCAUCUGCUGUACAUCAACAACUAUGUGCCUGACAACGCGUUCUGUGCUAAACAUACUUGGCAUUUGGCAGCGGACACUCAGCUGUUCGUCCUGGCGCUGGUGGUCUACGUGACGACCAAGGACCGCGGUCGGAAUCUGGUUCUAGCGGUGUUGCUGGUCCUGGGCAUCAUACUGCCAGCCCUCCAUGUGUGGCUCUACAACUUGGACCUGAUGUUCUUCUUUUCACCUGAAAUGUCUCGGAACCUAGGCGAUGACAACUUCAAAUACAGCUUCGCUUUAGGCCACACCAACAUAGCUGGCUACGUCAUCGGCAUGUACACCGGUUACAAAAUGUACGAGUGGAAUAAGAAAGGAAUCACUUUUAAGAACCGAAAGCUGGUAACCAUUAUCCGUGUAUUAGCCGUCGGCUUCAUGUUCCUGCUGCCUCGCAUCAUCACUCUCAUCAACACUGACGACGUCUCCCUCGGGACCAGGAUGGGCUUCCAGGCCGUCUACAGGAUCGCAGUCAGCUCCGCCAUCGCGUUGCUCAUCAUGUCCUUGACUGUCCAAUCAGAUGAUACCAUAUUCAAUUGGAAUUUAUGGGUGUUUCUGGGUCGAAUAUCCUACUCAGUGUUCCUGGUUCACUUGAAUAUCCUUCAUGUGAUAGUAGGAGUUAGGACUCAGUUAGACCAUCUCCAUUAUUUGAAUUUCCUCAUGGUGGAAUUUGGUUUUUACGUAUUAUCGUUGGGCGUAGCAAUACCUUUCUACGUAUUAAUUGAAGCACCUAUGACGCCUUUAAUAAAAAUUAUGAUGAGCCCUUCAGAGAAGAAGAAACUCGAAGAUCAAGCUGAGUGCAACGACUGUGAUGAAAAUGAUAUAAAUAAUACAUUGGAACAAAAUAAUAAAAAUGUUAAUACUGUAUUCACUAAUGACACCAAAUGUUUUGAAAAAAAUGGUUUGAAAGAGGAGUAAAUAAAAUUUGUUGAAUGAUUGUUUUUUAAACUUAA